Messenger RNA from Paecilomyces variotii, 975 nucleotides. RefSeq names its product glycosyl transferase family protein. Gene Ontology annotation, molecular function: glycosyltransferase activity. NCBI's taxonomy places the organism in Eukaryota, Fungi, Ascomycota, Eurotiomycetes, Eurotiales, Thermoascaceae. The record is from RefSeq and is a predicted model, not a curated record. The transcript is spliced from 3 exons. Bases 1 to 975 code for a protein of 324 amino acids.
AUGACCUCCGAUGCUAACCAGGAGUCGAAAAGGGUAUGGGCCAGUUUGAUCACUCAUGAGGAAUACCUGCCUGGUCUUUUGACGCUGGACUACUCCCUUCAGCUCGCGGGGAGUAAAUAUCCACUGCUCGCGUUGUAUACAGAUACGGUCCCGGAAACAGUAUUAGCCGCAUUAGAUGCGCGCAAGAUCGCACGGCGAAAGGUGCCGCUUCUAAAGCCUUCAGGAAGCAAAGAGUUCAAGAACGAUGCUCGUUUCAUGGAUACCUGGACGAAACUCUCUGCAUUUUCAUUGGUUGACUUUGAUCGGGUUGUUUUGUUGGACAGUGACAUGCUAGUCCGUCGCAAUCUGGAUGAACUUAUAAUUUUGGAUCUGGAUCCCCCUUCACUCGGCGGAGAUGGUCAACGCGUCUUUGCUGCCAGCCAUGCAUGCUGCUGUAACCCACUCAAGAAAGAGCAUUAUCCUCCGGACUGGAUACCGAGUAAUUGCGCAUUUACCAUGCAACAUCAAACACCAGAAAAGGCACAGAUAGAAGGGCCCCCCAUUUCCUCUGGUCUCGGGAUGCUAAAUGGCGGCCUGUUGGUGAUCAAUCCAUCGAUGGGAACAUAUAGCAAGAUAACGAAGGCGAUCGACACGCCGGAAUUGACAUGUAAGUAUGACUUCCCUGACCAAGAUCUACUAGCCGAUAUCUUCACGGGAAGAUGGGUGGCACUGCCGUACACGUAUAAUGCACUUAAGACCCUUCGAUGGAAGAACGUGCAUGAUACUAUUUGGCGGGAUGAUGAAGUCAAGGUCGUGCAUUACAUCUUUGCAGACAAGCCAUGGAAAAAUCAACCCGCAAGUCUAAGAGGAAGUGAAAGUACCGGUAUGAGACAGGCAUGGGAAGAAUCCAAUGCGAUUUUGUAUAGUUGGUGGUGGGACGUGAAUAAGAAGAGGCAACGGGCCGAACAGGAUAGAGGUAUUCUUGAUAAUUUCUAA